Messenger RNA from Anoplopoma fimbria (sablefish), 696 nucleotides. Its product is annotated as melanocortin-2 receptor accessory protein 2A-like. Bases 1 to 696 code for a protein of 231 amino acids. Gene Ontology annotation, biological process: protein localization to plasma membrane; regulation of adenylate cyclase-activating G protein-coupled receptor signaling pathway. Gene Ontology annotation, cellular component: plasma membrane; endoplasmic reticulum. Gene Ontology annotation, molecular function: type 5 melanocortin receptor binding; type 4 melanocortin receptor binding; type 3 melanocortin receptor binding. The record is from RefSeq and is a predicted model, not a curated record. The transcript has 3 exons. Lineage: Eukaryota; Metazoa; Chordata; Actinopteri; Perciformes; Anoplopomatidae.
AUGUCCGACUUCCACAACCGGAGCCAAACCAGCGCUCGCCGCAGUGACUACGUCUGGCAGUAUGAAUAUUAUGACGACGAGGAGCCCGUGUCUUUUGAGGGACUCAAAGCGCACAGAUACUCCAUUGUCAUCGGCUUCUGGGUUGGACUUGCUGUGUUUGUCAUUUUCAUGUUCUUUGUCCUCACGCUGCUCACAAAGACAGGAGCUCCACAUCAAGAAAACCCAGAUUCGGCUGAAAAGCGCCAUCGGCCAGGCAGCUGUCUCGUAGACAUCGGCACCCCGCAGGACGAAAAUGACAAAGCCUUCUCUCGCCCUUUGCUAACGGAGUCGCGCUCAUAUUUUCACUUCUACAUCAACGAAGAGGAUCAGAGUAACGGGAAGCAAAAACCAGAGCACAAGAGAGUCGGAAAGCCCAGCGGGGCCCGAGCACAGCAGGGGACCAGAGGGAUCAGCUCCUCUGGGAUUGACGAGAUGGAAGACGAUGCUGAGGAGGCCGGGGAACACCAACCUCUCAAAGGACUAAUAGAGGAGAGUAAGACAGACAGAGAAUGUGCCUUCUUUUCCCACUUCAACAUCCCUAACUUUGUGAACUUGGAGCACAGUUCAACACUUGGGGAGGAAGAUCUGCUGUAUGAGCCGUCCGUCAUACUGGAGCGCCAGUCUCGCUCUCAGGACGCUCACUGUGACAGUCGCUAA